AUGGACUUGGAGGUUGAACUUGAUUCGUCUAAGUCAUUGGGGAGAUCUUCCGUUGUUCGGAAACUUUCCGCUACCGAAAGGGCUUCAAACAUGUUACCUGAAACAAGUGUUAGUGCGCAGGAUUUGACUCCAACAGUAACCGGGCGAAAACAGAGUGUAACACGCCGUUCCUCAAUCAACUCGAAUCCCUCUUCAGGUAAACAGUCUGUGGAACCUUCUGAAGCCGAUUCUGACCAGUCUUCGCAGAAACGUCGUCGCAAAUCGCGUCAAAUGUCUGUGGAAAGUGAUUCACCUAUGUUUGCGAAACCUACAUCUUCUACCCGUACACGUCACUUGGUAUCUAGAAGAUAUUCUCCAUCACCGGACACUCGUCCCGGUGCGAAAUUGAAAAACCUUGUUGCCAAGCUUCAAGAAAAGGAAAAGCAAGGAAGGAUACAUGACAAAGAGAAGCAGGGAAAGAAGAAAUUGGAAUUUGCUUUGACGAAACUACCAACGGAUUACGACUCCAUCUCCAUAAUUUUGCUUGGAAACUUGCGUUUUGAACCCAUUGAUUUUCAACUACCUCGUGGAAUUGAGAAAAGGAUACGUGAGGCUGCCGUUGUUCCGCAGGAAUUACCGGUCGUAGACCCUCCAUCCAUCCUCCAAUCUCCACCCAGUUUCCAGCCUCCACUAGUUACUGCCACCAAGGCUAAGACGGCCACCGCUUCUCGACUGUCUGCCAAAGCGCGCAAGGAACCAGUCGUAAAAGAAGAAGUACUGAGUGUGCAAUCAUCGGACGAUGAAGAAGACAAAGAAGUAGUGCAGCCCGUCGUGAGAAUGGCUGACAUCGGAGCUGCUCCUUUUACACCUGCACCCGUGGUGACAUCAACUCCUGCGAUCGUCGCAAAACCUCGAAGGAAGCCCAAAUCGUCAGCUCCGGUAAUCAAACUUCCCAGAAGAAAAACCAUAGAUAUUCCAAUUAGGAUGGAUAUGUCUGAAAAGUCUUCUACUGCAUCCGUAAGCUCCGCUGAAGAUGCCAUCAGCGCACCGUUGGUGCCCGAGAAGCGUCGAAGACGACCAUCAAAACGCGUAGAGAAUGCAGACGCAUCUGAUACUUCUCUCCUUACAUCUUCAUUCUUUUUGUCAGAACGACCAGCGGCUGCUUCGAAGCCCACUACUGAGCCUAAGAAGGGAAGACGUCAUACUAUAGUACCUAUUGCCGUUCCGGUCGAAAUACCCAUGAUAGAUGCGGGAGUUCCUAGUGAAAGCACAUCUAAGGAUGCAUCAGUGGAGAAGGCUCCGAUUGAAAGUACAUCUGCUGCUGUUAGUCAACCCAAAGGAAAUACCCGCGCGAAAGGCAAACGAAGACGCUUGUCUGAUCCUUCUGUUCUUGAAAGCGAACCGUCAAAAUCUACGGAUGUUUCCCGUGCGAUUCCUUCUGCUAAACGCCCGAAGCGCAUUUCUACUGAAGAAACUGCUGACUUGAUGGCAGAGGUUUUGGAGAGACGGAAAGUAUUGGGUAAAAGAUCUGCUACUAAGCGGGUGUCACUUAUCGAGACUCCAUCAACUAGUUCCACAACGUCCGAGUACGUCCCUUCAUCAGAUAGCCGAGGAGCAUCACCCAUCCGGCCAGUACCGCAGCAUACAGCAUUAGUCGGGAAAGAAGACCAUUCUACAAUUGACACGGCAAAGUCUGCUCGACUACCUGCACGAAUACGAACUAGUACUGAUGGUAGAAAAGAGAGUAUCGAUGAAAAACCGAGUUUGAGUGUGACCCCCGAGAGUAAUGACAGCAUUAAAGAGCCCAGUGACCCAUCGACUUCGAGAUCAUCCACCGAAGUCAAAGUUACCAGGAAACAUUCAUCUGUAACUGUGAAGGCUGCUGGAGCUGGAAAAGUGCGGAUUUCUUCAUCAGUUGUAGAGAGCGCAUCAGUAACAUCGAAGUCUCCUAGCCUACUAAGCGUCCGAAGGUCUUCACGUAGCCACACGCUGACAAAGAAGAUGCUCGAUUCGGAUAUCGUGCUGAAGACUGGCCUAGCAACCCCAACCAUCUCCAAACCCGUCGAUCCAAAUUCUGCUCUGGGUAUCUUGCAAAGAGUUUCAAGGUUUACACGUCCUAUACGAUCUCCAUCACCUCAACCGAUGCCUACCGUUCUUCCUCAUCCUUCUGAACCAACAAAAGAGAUCAAAACUACGGCUCCACUGACUGCUGAGAGUGCUCCUGAAGCGGAAAAACCUGUCGAAAAGGAUGUUCAAAGUGCGGACGCUGUUGAAUUAUCCACUGAAAAAGGAAAUGCUUCUUCAUCCCGAGACGCUAAAGGAAGUGUUGAUGUCAUACCACUCGCGGAUUCGAAACCUGAAGUAACCGAGAAGAAACCCGAAGAACUUGCGAGUACCACUACCGUCAUUACGGUUGCUUCGGUCCCAUUGGUACCCGAGACACAAGCUGCUGAACCUAAAGAAAAAACAAUAUCUCCUGUACAGCCUAGUCCCAAGGUUUCCCACACUGAAGAAGCCACGACGGUGACAACUGGUCGAUCUUCUCGCGUUGUUCGCCCGUCUUCUCGGUUCGUCAAUCCAGACUUUGUUUCGCCAAUACGACGAAGAAAGUCCAGCAGCUCGACGGGGCCCAAAGUCGAGCCUACAGCCAAAAGGAAAGAUUCAAAAGCUGCUGUGACUAUUUCGUUGGAAGAGCCUGUAAUGUCGCCUGUAGAAAAGCCUGAAUAUACCAGUCCUAUUGCUGCAACUCAUCCCCCCGAAGAACCUGCUCCCACAACCUCUUCAGAAAAGACUUUGAAACCAACACCAGUUGUGACCCCUGUCCAUACUAUGGAAACGAGAAGGCGAUCACUGAAGAAAACGCGACCGAUUAAGAUCAAGCUCAGACUUGGUUGUUUCCCUAGAGUUAUCGCUGUCAACACAGGAAGCGAUGUUAAAGCAGAUGAGCCAGAGACGAGCAAGCCACCUGCUCCAGCUCCAGUGGCGAUCGUGAAGAAACCCGCAAAGAGGUACAUCUCUCCGUGGUCCCAUUAUGUACCGUCAGUGAAACCUGUGCUUGGAAACGUCUACUACAGCGAUGGUACGGUGGAAAAGUUAGGAGUUUCCGUCAAUGCCGUCAUGGAUCGGCUCCUGCUCGAAGUGUGCAAAGACGGGAUAACCAGACAUUCAGCGAUUGUCAACAAACGCGAGAAAAGGAGAAGAAAUAUCGAAAAGGCUCGUGAACGUGUUGCUCGUUUGAAGAAAGAAAAAGAAGAACGUGAAGCGCAGGGCUGGGUCAUGAGACAACAGAAAGCCUCGCAUCAUAUUGAACCAAGAAGACAUGAAGUGAUGUUCUUCAGAGCCGAAUCUCCAAGGCAUGAGCUAGGUCCACGCCAUCGUGGUGGCCUUCUCCAAAAAGAUUUCCUAUACCCAUCGCUAAAGCGUGGUACAAAGGCAGAAAAGAAAAAGAAGGAGGAGCUGAGAAAAGCACGUUCACGUAGGGUGAUGAGCCAGCUGGCUGAAUCAACUUAUGAUGAAGCAGAAAGGCCAGUAAUGGCCCGACGAGGAUCUGCUCCUAGUAAAGCUGUUCCUGCGAAGAUUCCGCGACCAAGGGAGCCCUCUCCGUUUGAUCCUCAGAAAGAAGAGCGCCUUCGUUUGGAAGCAGAAGAACGCGAGAGACAGAAACGACUGACCAUGCCGAUUUCAUUCAAUACCUUCCUCUCAUCGAAAACAUCAGUUCUUGUUGCUCAACCACUUCUUCAACCUCAGCGCAUUAGCGAUAGGGCCCCUGUUGCCGAUCACUUUUAUCGAGAACUCUUAUGUGAAUACAACUCUCCCGCAGAAGCUGUAGAGGACACGUGGAAUGAUUUCGACAUGGAUGUAGAAGACAGUCUGGAUGUGACGACUAUUGAAGCUGUUCACAUUCCCAAAUUCGAUGAUUAUGUUGCUCCACCCGUUUUGGAUGAAAGUGCCGAACCAGUAGCGACUCAGGUCGAGCAACUUCUUCUCAGACCUAGUCUCUAUGCUGAAGAAGAUGGGAUUUCGUACUUAUAUGAAAAAGCUCUUGAACAGCCAGAACUCCGACGAACUUUAUUGAGUAUGGCCAUAGACUGCAUAUCUGCUUUGCAUGUGGCUCGUCUCUCUGCCUGUGGACGCGAAGCAGCCAUUGUCGUUUACAAUACAGUCACACACCAAGCGAGUAAGAUGCGCGAUGUCAUUUGCAUGUUCAGUAGGGAGCGAGAAGAAGCUGUUUUCUGGAUGCACCGAUAUCUGAUUGAGAUGUUGCCUGUUGAGCUUCUAGCUUCAUAUCUUUUCCUUCUGCGCCACACAAGGCUGCUGAACUGUCAAGUAAAGUCAAUCGUACGCAGCACACAAAAUGAGUCUAGUCCAUGGCCAGAGGUUACAAAAAUCAUAGGAAAAUAUGUGGAAGAGAACGUAGUGGAACCAGAUGCUGCCGAUUUGGAGCGAACAAUCGCUCCCGCUUCGCUCUCUGACGUGGUUUUUGUAUUGGUUGCUCCGAAUGUUACUGUUGGAGAUUUCUCCGUUAGAGAUCGUUUCUAUGACUCCGUAUUCAAAUGGCUGCGCGAAAUUGGUCAUCCUUCUUCUACCAUUCUCAAAAUCAAAAUCGAUGAGAAUUACUCAACUGCUGUUGGCGAGAUGGUACUAACAGCCGUCAAUAUGAUCUCUCGUUUGGUGACAAAGAUGGUCAGGGAACACAGGCAGAAGCGAAUAGUGCUUGUAGGAUGGAGCACAACAUGUUGUUUUAACCACAUGGUGCUGAGCGCUGUUCCCGGCGUUUCAGCAAUCAUCGAUCUUGCAUUCCCCGUGCUUUCGCUUGAUGGCCCACGAGGAGAACCCGAUGACGACAUUUUGCUUACUUACUGUCCAUCCCUUUUCGUGGUUGGAGCGCAGGCUUGCGACUAUCACCCGGCUGCAAUGAAAAUGAUGCGCUCGAGUAUGAUAAUGCCAUCUGGACUUGUUGUCAUCGGCCAUGCCAAUAACAACUUGCUUGUUUCUUGCUCUACGUUAUCACGUCUUCGUAUCACCCAGAAAGUUGUCAAUAGGUGUAUAGUGGAGCAAAUCUGCGACUUUUUGGGAAUGGAGUGGACGAAACGCGAACGUUCUCGUCUUGUGCCCAUGCCGCUGAAUGAUAUAUUCAAAGUCGACUUGACGCAGUUGAAGCUUGAUGAAAAAGCCGCUCAAGCAAGCAAGAAACCCAAGGAUGAGGGAGCUGUUCGGAAGAAGAAGUUGUCUGGCACUCCUCUACAAUCACCGAUUCCUAGAGAAACUUCGCCAUCACCACUACCUAUAUCGUCACUAGACAGCGUUCGCUCAAAUUUCCAGAGUCUGCUGAAAAAAGCCGGCAUCGAAAAGACAACCAGACCAGAGGAACGCCAACUGUUGUCAGGAUCAUUCAAGGAGCCACGUCUACCAGUCAAACCUGUGUCUGAAAUGGACUCACCAGUACCUCGAACCGACUCACCAAAUCUUCUGGAUCCUGCCUCAAUUUCUUUGAUUUGAAAACGCUUACCUCGAAUUAUCUUUGAAUUUCAUUUGUACCUUGAUAAGUUUUAAAAACUUCAUUCUCUGUGUGAUAGUGCAAGUCAGUUAAACACAGAUUGUUAUGUUUAUCAAGCAGGUAAGGAGAAAAGAUAGGGAGGGAAGGGAGGGGAAUUGCAAUUAUGUAAUAAUCGUGGUAUGAGUAGCUUUUUGUACCUAACUUUGACUUCCCGGUAAUCUGCAUUAAUUUUGUCAUGUUGACGAGCAUCUUGAUUCAUGAUAGUGAUUCGUUUAGUGUUCAUGCUUAGUGUAAAUGUCUUCCGUAUACCUUUAAUUUCCCAUAUAAUUGUCGCAGUAUUAUUGUACAAUAAAG
Molecule: messenger RNA, 5830 nt
Organism: Cylicocyclus nassatus
Lineage: Eukaryota; Metazoa; Nematoda; Chromadorea; Rhabditida; Strongylidae
Source: the annotation of a GenBank genome assembly